AUGAUACUUUCUAAUAAUAUAAAUUUUAUUGGAUUAAAAUUAAAUAUUUUAAAUCCUAAACAAAUAAUUAAAUGGUCUUCUUUAUUUUAUAAAAAUAAAAUUAUAAUUGGAGAAGUUUUAAUACCUAAUACUAUAAAUUUUAAUACUGGACUACCUAUUUUAAAUGGUUUAUUUUGUGAGAAAAUAUUUGAUUAUAUGUAUAUAUGGAAUUGUGAUUGUAAUAAAAAAAUGUAUAAUAUAAAUAACUUUUCUUCAAGGUUAUAUUGUAUAUUUUGUAAAAAUAAAUUAAAAAUUAAUAUUAAUAGAAAAUAUAAAAUAGGUUUUAUAUUUUUAAAUAUACCUAUUUUACAUUUAUGGUAUUUAACUGGACCAUUAAAAGUAGCUUCCUUAUUAUUAAAUAAAAAUAUUAUUUAUUUAAAAUUUUUAAUUUAUUAUAAAUAUUUUUUUAAUAAUAUAAAAUAUAAACAAUAUUUUUAUUAUAAUAAGUUAUAUUUAAAAUUUAGUAUAAAUAAAAAAAAAUAUAAUAUAAUUCAAUAUUUAUUUUCACAUAAUAUUUUAUAUAAAAAAUUAAAAAAUUUAAAUUUAUUAACAGAAUUAUUAAAUAAUAAAGAAAUAUUAUUAAAUAAAAAUAUAUAUUAUAAAAAAUAUAUUUAUAAAAAAAUUAAUUUAUUAAAUUUAUUUAUAAUUAAUAAUAUUAAACCUAAUUGGGUUUUUUUAGAUUUAUUACCAAUAUUACCUGCAGGAUUGAGACCUUAUUUAUAUAUAAAUAAUAGUAUGUAUAUUAUGUCUACAAUUAAUGAAAAUUAUAGAUUAAUAAUUUUAAAAAAUAAUAAAUUAAAAUAUUGGUUAUAUUUACGUAAUAAUAUUUUUUUUAUAUUUGAAAUAAUAGAAAAACGUUUAUUACAACAAUUAAUUGAUUAUUUAUUAAUAAAUAAAUUAAUUUUAAAAAAUAAUACUACUUUUUUUAAUUUUAGUAAAAUUUUUAAAGGUAAAUAUAGUAUAAUAAAAUAUAAUUUAUCGGGAAAAAGAGUUGAUUUUUCAGGGAGAUCUGUUAUAACUGUAAGCCCAAAUAUUUUAUAUAAUAAUAUAGGAUUACCUUAUUAUAUAAGUAUUAAUCUAUUUAAACCUUUUUUAAUAAAUAUUUUAAAAUAUAAUUUUAAAUUUAAUGUUAUAUUUAAAAGUUUAUUAAUUAAUAGACAUUUAUUUAGCAUUCAAAAAUUUUUAAAUAAAUUAUUACAAAAUCAAUUUAUAAUAGUUAAUAGAGCCCCUACAUUACAUAGAAUGAAUUUACAAUCUUUUAUACCUUUAUUAACAGAAGGUUAUUCAUUAAAAUUUUAUCCUUUAGGAUGUGCGAGUUUUAAUGCUGAUUUUGACGGGGAUCAAAUGUCAGUAUUUUUACCUUUAAUUAAAACUUCUAAAUUCGAAUCUAAUAUAAAUUUAAAUUUUGAUAAAAAUAUUAUUUCACCUUCAAAUAAUUCUAAUUUAUUUAAAAAUUUACAAUAUUAUAAAUUAGGAAUUAAUACAUUAUUAAUGUUAAAUUAUAAUAAGGUAUUUAAUAUUUUUUAUUUUAAUUCUAUUGAAAAAAUAUAUGAAUAUUAUAAUAAUAAUAUAUUAUCUAUAUUUAAUUUAGUUUGGAUAAAAUAUGUAAAUAAUAAUGAAAUUUUUUAUAUAUUAACUUCAGUUAAUAGAGUAAUUAUAAAUUUAUAUAUAUAUAUGUAUUAA
Plasmodium knowlesi strain H is the source of this 1722-nucleotide messenger RNA. The record is from the annotation of a RefSeq genome assembly. Lineage: Eukaryota; Apicomplexa; Aconoidasida; Haemosporida; Plasmodiidae.